CAUUGGCGGCCUCCCGUGAGGCCAUCUCGGCUCAGGGUAGCGCGGUCCCGGCCCCAUCCCGGCCCCGCUCUCGACAGCACCGGUGACGAUGGCAGCGGACGGGGUGGUGCGGCGGCGCGGCGGUCCGUGGCGCACGGAGGCAGCCACGGCGCUGCCCGCCUGGCGUCUGCGCUGCGAGGGCGGCCGGCAGCGCUGGUGCUACCUGGAUGACGGCGGCGAGGACGAGGCGGCGACCGGAGGGCGGCGGGCGCAGACGGAGCUGGAGGCUCACAGCCUCGGCCUGGACACGGACGCGCUGCUGCGAACGCUACCGGCCGCCGGAACGGCGCGGGAGGCCGCCCGCAACGGCAUGCGAUUCUACGCCAUGCUGCAAGCCGAGGACGGUCACUGGGCCGGCGAUUAUGGAGGGCCGCUUUUCCUGCUGCCAGGGCUGCUCAUCGUCUGUCACACCGCCCGCAUCCCGCUGCCCGACGGCUUCCGCAGGGAGAUGGUGCGCUACCUGCGCUCCGUGCAGCUCCCGGACGGCGGCUGGGGUCUGCACGUGGAAGACAAAUCGACGGUGUUUGGCACGGCUCUCAACUACGUAGCCCUGAGGAUCCUGGGGCUUGGCCCAGAUGACCCCGACAUUGUGCGGGCCCGCGUCAACCUGCACAGCAAAGGAGGUGCUGUGGGGAUCCCAUCUUGGGGGAAGUUUUGGCUGGCUGUCCUAAACGUCUACAGCUGGGAGGGGAUGAACACGCUGCUCCCGGAGAUGUGGCUGCUUCCUACGUGGUUCCCAGCCCAUCCGUCCAAGCUCUGGUGCCACUGCCGCCAGGUCUACCUCCCCAUGAGCUAUUGUUAUGCCAAGCGUCUGUCAGCAGAAGAGGAUGAACUCAUUCGGAGCUUGCAGCAGGAGCUGUACGUGCAAGACUAUGCCAGCAUCGACUGGCCAGCCCAGAGGAACAACGUGGCUGCCUGUGAUAUCUACACCCCUCAUAGCUGGCUACUGGGAAUCGCCUAUGCCGUCAUGAAUGUGUAUGAAGCCCACCAUAGCACCUACCUGCGGCAGCGAGCCAUCACGGAGCUGUAUGACCACAUCAAAGCUGAUGACAGAUUCACCAAGUGUAUCAGCAUUGGUCCGAUUUCCAAGACCAUCAACAUGUUGGUUCGCUGGUUUGUGGAUGGGGAGAAUUCACCAGCUUUUCAGGAGCAUGUUUCCAGGAUCCCUGACUAUCUCUGGCUGGGCCUUGAUGGCAUGAAGAUGCAGGGUACAAAUGGAUCCCAGCUCUGGGACACUGCCUUUGCCAUCCAGGCCUUCCUGGAGGCAGAAGCCCAGAAGAUACCUGAGUUCAAGUCCUGCCUUCAGAACGCCCAUGAGUUUCUUAGGUUCACCCAGAUCCCAGAGAACCCACCUGACUACCAGAAAUAUUACCGCCAUAUGAACAAGGGUGGCUUUCCCUUCAGCACACGGGACUGUGGCUGGAUUGUGGCAGACUGCACAGCGGAGGGACUGAAGUCGAUUAUGCUGCUGCAGGAGAAGUGUCCCUUCAUAGCCAACCCUGUCCCAGCUGAACGCCUCUUUGAUGCUGUGAAUGUGUUACUGAGCAUGAGGAAUUCAGAUGGAGGCUUUGCCACAUAUGAAACCAAGAGAGGAGGCCAUUUGCUGGAGCUGCUGAACCCCUCGGAAGUGUUUGGUGACAUCAUGAUUGACUACACCUAUGUGGAAUGCACAUCAGCUGUCAUGCAGGCACUGAGACACUUCCAAAAUGUGUAUCCUGAGCACAGAGCCCCAGAGAUCAGAGAGACUCUGCAAAAGGGCCUGGACUUCUGUCGCAAGAAGCAACGAGCUGAUGGGUCAUGGGAAGGGAGCUGGGGAGUUUGCUUCACAUAUGGAACCUGGUUUGGUCUGGAGGCAUUUGCCAGUAUGCAGCAUGUGUACCAUGAUGGGGUGGCAUGCAGAGAAGUGGCCCGAGCCUGCCAGUUCCUGCUCUCCAAGCAGAUGAUGGAUGGUGGAUGGGGAGAGGACUUUGAGUCGUGUGAGCAGCGCACAUAUGUGCAGAGUUCCUCCUCACAGAUCCACAACACCUGUUGGGCCCUGCUGGGGCUCAUGGCUGUCAGGUACCCUGACACUGGUGUGCUGGAAAGGGGCAUCAAACUGUUGAUUGAUAAGCAGCUGCCCAACGGUGACUGGCCUCAGGAGAACAUUGCUGGAGUGUUCAACAAAUCAUGUGCCAUCAGUUACACUGCCUACCGCAAUGUCUUCCCCAUCUGGACACUCGGACGUUUCUCUCGGCUGCAUCCCAACAGCCCUCUUGCUGAGCACCUGCAAUCCGGACCCUUGGCUGGGGUGGGGAAGACUCCAAAGACAGGAUUGUCUGAUUGAACCCAUGCCAUGGCUGUGACUUGCCUUAGGUGUCAUAUGCUGCAUGGGGGCACAGGGGGACUUCCUGCACAGGAUCUCAGUGCUGAUCUCAACUGCCUUUGCCAGGGAGGAGAGUGCUGCUGUGGUGCCACAGAAACUCAGCUUUCUGUUGACUCUCUUCUAAGAAUCCGCUUUUAAAGGCUCUUGCCAACUGUAUCUACCUUCAAGGGAUAUGCAGUAAAGUGCCUUUUUGAAUCAGUCUGAUGAUCUUCAGAGAGAAAACUGCCGAGCUGUGUCGUAUCAUACAUCUAGACAGACUGUCUCUGAUUCUCGGUAGAACAAGGAUGAUUUAAUCUUCUUCUUGUGCUGUCCUGCACCCCACAGCUGGCUGGCUGUAGCAGGAGUGUAGGAUGUGGUGGGGCUUCCCCUGUGCCCAGCACUGUGAUGGAGCGCACUGCACAGUUCACAGUUCAUCCUGAACUAGCCUGCACUGGGAGUGCCAACAAAAACCUUUGAAGUGCUCUCUGCUCAGGAGGCUGUGCUGAGAGGGAGGGGCAUCUGUCCUCCCGAAGAUGGGAAGGAGUGCUUCACUCAGUUUUCUUUCCGUUCUGUCCCCCAGCUGGUGGCAUCUGGCUUCCCAGAGCUGCACAGGUCAAAUCAUUAGCAUCAUUCCCACUGGGAAAAAGGGGAAACUGAAGCAGAAAGCACUGAGGUGAUUGGUGUUAGGGCAGUCUCCUAGGGUUCUAGGUGCGGGUAUCAGAGGUGGAAGUCAUGUCAACUGAUGAGUUAAUAAAUGGCUAAUGGUGUUACAAGUGGAUCCUGGUUUCCCCAUCGCCUUCCCCCAGCAUACAUCACACACAGUAGCAAGCUGGCACAGAAAAAGAAAAUCCCUGUGCUGCAUACAGAUGCAGGAGAUUUCUCUGGAAGCUCCAGGACCCUGGGUUUCUUCUGGGUUUGCUCACAGCAUCCUGAGAUGAGGACCAGGCCAACACAAGCACUGCUUGGAGCUGGGCUCCUCCUAGAAAUGGAGGCUGCAUAAAGGCAGUAUCCCAUCAUAGGUUUAGAGAAAAAGCUGCACGUAGAAGCAAAACAACAUAAGGAUAUUCACUACUUUGCACAACAGGCAGAUUUAUAGCUGCUUCUAGGAAAGAAAGGAUUGGUCACAUAUAACAGUUAUUUCUGAAGACAAACACCUUAAUGCCUGACUUCUCCCCUUCCUCCUUCUUAGUCCAAGAUUUGAUUGCUGAACGCAUCAUCAUGUAGUAGGGAAUAUCCCUUUUGUCAGUCCGAAGUAACUGUCCUGGCUGUGUCCCCUCCAAAACUGUUGCUCACCCUGAGCCUGCUUGCUAGAAGAGCAAUGAGAAAAACAGAGAAGACCUUGAUAUUGUGGUAGCACUGCUCAGCAAUAGCUAAAACCUCAGUGUGCUCAAUAUUUUUGUCACCAACCCGCCAGAUAGCUUGAUAGUGGCUUUUAUAUAGAACUAACUGCUUACCAGCCAAAAGCAGCACAGGAUUUGAAUACUGUCUCCCAGAAGAUCCUCAUAAAGAUGCCCUUGCUGGAUGGUGUGGCGGUCACUGAGGAGAUGUGCCAGCUGCGUCGGAAAGGAACCUGGUGCCAAUGUCCCUUUGGGUCACUGUGUUCAGCAAGAUGGAGAAUAGGGAUAGGUAAUCUUUCCUGUUAUGCACUGUCUGCCCUGAGUUGAGGACAUUACCAGAAAACCUCCUGACCUGGUUUGUCCCUCUUAUUAUUAUUCUUUACUGAUAGUUCAGGCUGGCAGUGAUAAAAUUGCUGAGAGAAGCUUUAGGGCAAACAAUAACUUCAGAGGACUGAGACGGUUAGUAGAUAGAGCAGGCAUACAGAUGUGUUUUCCUUUGUCCCUUCAGUAACUGGGGGUGAUACCUGGCCAGAAAAAAUCCAUCUGAGAAAUACAUGGCUGAGAGACUGGUGCCAUGGCAAGAAUUUUUCUUGACCAUGGGGCAGUUCAUUUCACACCUGGCGUGAUGGCUGCAGAUGGAGUCCUUGUGCUGGGGGACUCCAACCACUCUGACAUCUGCUGAAGUAGCACGGUAAGCUGUAGGCAGUCCAGAAGGUUCCUGAAAUGCAUCAAGGAUAACUUCCUGAGCCAGGUAAUAGACAGCCCCAGUGCAGGGGGGAUGCAAUGCUGGACCUGUUGCGCACCAAUGUGAGUGAACUGAUUGUGGUGGCAUCAGGAUUGGAGGCUGCCUGGGCUGUAGUGACCAUGAGAUGGAAGAGUUCACAUUUCUGAGGGAUAUGGGACAAAGAGUAAAAUCAGAAAGCUUAAUUUUAGGAAAGCCAAAUUCCAGCUCUUUAGAGAGUUGGUCAACAAAACCCCCUGGGAAUCUGACCUUAAAGACAAGGGAGCGGAGCAGAGCUGGCAGGUCUUUAAGGAAGCUUUCCUUAGGGCACAAGAGCUCUCCAUACCCAGGUAUAGAAAGUCAGGAAAGGAAAGCAAGAUACCAGCACAGCUGAACUGGGACCUGCUGGUCAAAUGGGGGAACAAGAAAAUGCACAUGUGGUGGAAGCAGGGACAAGUAAUCUGGGAGGGAUAUAGGGAUGCUGCAAGGCUGUAUAGGGAUGGGGUCAGGAAAGCCAAAGCCGAAUUGGAACGGGACUCUGCAAGGGGCACAAAGAAGAGUAAGAGAGCCUUCUUUUGCUUCCACACAGACUUUGCUUAUUUCACUGUUGUUUGUUUUUACCUUUCAU
Messenger RNA from Phasianus colchicus (ring-necked pheasant), 5066 nucleotides. It is a transcript of the gene LSS, whose product is annotated as lanosterol synthase. Lineage: Eukaryota; Metazoa; Chordata; Aves; Galliformes; Phasianidae. Gene Ontology annotation, cellular component: lipid droplet. Gene Ontology annotation, biological process: triterpenoid biosynthetic process; cholesterol biosynthetic process. Gene Ontology annotation, molecular function: lanosterol synthase activity. The record is from RefSeq and is a predicted model, not a curated record.